Messenger RNA from Pundamilia nyererei, 771 nucleotides. RefSeq names its product solute carrier family 10 member 2 (gene slc10a2). Gene Ontology annotation, cellular component: apical plasma membrane. Gene Ontology annotation, biological process: bile acid and bile salt transport. The transcript is spliced from 4 exons. The coding region runs from base 1 to 771 and encodes 256 amino acids. Gene Ontology annotation, molecular function: bile acid:sodium symporter activity. NCBI's taxonomy places the organism in Eukaryota, Metazoa, Chordata, Actinopteri, Cichliformes, Cichlidae. The record is from RefSeq and is a predicted model, not a curated record.
AUGUCCAUGCUGAAGCCAACCACCAUGCUGCCAGCUAUCUGUGACAAUUCUGCCACAGCCUGCUCGGGCACAGACUGCCUUGUUCCUCCCAGUAACUUCAAUGCCAUCCUGGGAGUAGUGAUGAGCACGGUGCUCACCAUCAUGUUCGCAAUGGUCAUGUUCUCCAUGGGCUGCACAUUGGAGUCUGCAAAGCUGUGGGGCCACAUUAAGAAGCCAUGGGGCAUUAUCAUUGGCUUCCUCUGCCAGUUUGGCAUUAUGCCUUUCACAGCUUUUGCCUUGUCACUGGCUUUUGGGGUCCAGGCUGUGCAGGCAGUGGUCAUCAUCAUCAUGGGCUGCUGUCCAGGUGGCUCAAACUCCAACAUCAUCUGCUACUGGUUGGAAGGAGACAUGGACCUCAGUAUCAGUAUGACAACCUGCUCCUCUCUCCUGGCCUUGGGGAUGAUGCCUCUCUGUCUUUUAAUCUACACCAGUGUAUGGACAUCCAGUGACACCAUCAAGAUCCCGUAUGACAGUAUCGUGUUUGCCUUCCCCCUCAUCUACAGCAUCUUCCAGCUCGUGUCAGCACUCGUCUUUGUGGGAUGCUUCCAGCUUUACAAAAGGUAUUGUGGUGGCGGUUCGUCUGCAAACAGUGACGCUCCGUACUUGGAAGGUCACAAUCCUGAUCUAGAAGAACAAAAGUACCGCCCACGGGAAAAUGGUGGCUUUGAGGGCGAUGAGAGCAACAACACGGAUGUGAAGGAUAAAAGCACUGACAAAAGCACUGAGCUGUGA